This is a messenger RNA of Coffea arabica (coffee), 2009 nucleotides long. RefSeq names its product L-ascorbate oxidase. Lineage: Eukaryota; Viridiplantae; Streptophyta; Magnoliopsida; Gentianales; Rubiaceae. Gene Ontology annotation, cellular component: extracellular region. Gene Ontology annotation, molecular function: copper ion binding; oxidoreductase activity. The record is from RefSeq and is a predicted model, not a curated record.
AGCUUCUGUUGCAUUAGUCCACGACCUUCAGAAACUGGUUUUAUACCUAGUCUGAGUUAAGCCAGUCGAAGCUUAACGAUGGGAAACAUGGUUAAGCCUUUCCUGCAGGGACGAAGGCUCCUUGAAACAUUUUUGGUUUUGUGUCUGUUGAUUUACGUCAUGGAUGUUCCAUCAGCAGCUAAGGCUGCAGGCAAAGUCAAUAAACAUGUAUGGGAUGUGAGAUACAAUUACGUGUCUCCAGAUUGCUAUAAGAAGCUGGCUAUUACGAUCAAUGGAUUGGUUCCUGGACCAACCAUCCAUGCAGUCGAAGGGGAAACAGUUGUCGUGCAGGUUACAAAUAGUCUGGUAACUGAAAAUGUUGCCAUUCAUUGGCAUGGAAUUAGACAGAUUGGAACACCUUGGUCUGAUGGAACAGAAUCUGUCACACAGUGUGCAAUCCAACCAGGGGAUACCUUUGUAUACCAGUUUGUUGUAGAUAAAGCUGGAACAUAUAUGUAUCACGCACACUAUGGUAUGCAACUAGGAGAUGGGAUUUAUGGCAUGAUUCGUGUGAAGGCUGCCCAUAAAGAACCCUUUUCCUAUUCAUCUGAGCAUGAAAUCCUUCUAAGUGAUUGGUACCACAAGAAUGCAUACGAGCAUGCUAUUGACCUCUCUUCAGAGCCCUUUGUUUGGGUUGGGGAACCUAAUUCAGUUCUCAUACAAGGAAGAGCAUUUGCUUGCAAUGAACCAGGAACUGAAGCUGGCCAAUGUAAAGAACCAAAUCGAAAAUGUUCACCUUUUUCAUUGAACGUAAGGCCUGGCAGGACAAUCCGACUAAGGAUUGGAAGCUUGACUGCUUUAUCAACAUUGAGCUUUGAAAUUGAGGAUCAUGAAAUGACUGUUGUUGAAGCAGAUGGUAACUAUGUGGAACCAUUUAAGGUCAAACAUCUGUAUCUCUACUCGGGUGAAACAUAUUCAGUCCUAAUAAAAACUUCCCCAAAAAAGGAUCGUUCGAGAAACUACUGGAUGGUUGCGAAAGUAGUCAGCCGCGAAAGCAGCACCCCAAGUGGAUUAGCCAUCUUAAACUACAAUUUCAAUCCUCCUUUGGCUCUACCUCCCACUGAUCCACCUGCAGGACCUCAUUGGAACGACACUUCAGAUCGAAUUGAUCAAAGCGUAGCAGUCAAAGCGCACCAUGCUUAUCUUAACCCUCCUCCAAAGAAAUCAGACAGGACUAUUAUUCUGCUCAAUACACAAAAUAAAAUAGAAGGAAAAGUCCGCUGGUCCCUCAACAAUGUCUCCCUGAACCUACCCCAUACGCCAUAUUUGAUUGCCCUGAAGGAGAACUUAUCCUAUGUUUUGGAUCACAAAAUUCCUCCAGAUAGCUAUGAUGUUGAAAACUAUGAUAUCCAUAGCGUUCCCAAGAAUACUGAGGCUCACCCCAGUACCGGUGGAUUGUAUAGAUUGAAGUUCAACUCAAUUGUGGAUGUCAUUUUGCAGAAUGCAAAUACAAUGACACCUAAUGUUAGUGAGACUCAUCCAUGGCAUCUUCAUGGCCAUGAUUUUUGGGUGCUGGGAUAUGGCAGGGGAAAGUUUAACAUGGCAACCGACACGGCUAGCUACAACCUGACAAAUCCAAUCAUGAAGAAUUCAGUGCCUCUUCAUCCUUAUGGAUGGACUGCACUGAGAUUUAGAGCUGAUAAUCCAGGGGUUUGGGCUUUCCAUUGCCAUAUUGAGUUUCAUUUCUUCUUGGGAAUGGCUGUGGUUUUUGAAGAAGGGAUUGAUCAAGUUGGAGAAUUGCCUGAUUCUAUUAUGGGAUGUGGUGAAACUAAACCGUUUGUUAAGCCAUGAUUAUUCUAGCUUCCAUAGGCAGAAAAAAUAAAGACAAACAGUAUUAGUAUUGGCACGGCACAAAUCCUAGCCCUUUGGAAAUUUCUUUUAAAUUGACAACCAUGCCCUUCACUAGUCAGAGAUUGGGUUCAUUUUGAAAAUGAUAAAUUUAUCAUUUUAUGAAUAAUUUGCUGUGGAAC